Magallana angulata is the source of this 1628-nucleotide messenger RNA. RefSeq names its product F-box only protein 31-like. Lineage: Eukaryota; Metazoa; Mollusca; Bivalvia; Ostreida; Ostreidae. The transcript has 10 exons. Bases 117 to 1316 code for a protein of 399 amino acids. Gene Ontology annotation, molecular function: protein binding. The record is from RefSeq and is a predicted model, not a curated record.
AUAGCUUGAACUAAGCUUACUUCAGGGGGAACAUUCAGAGGAGGAAGAGGAGUUGUAAGGGAAAAAGGGAUUAACAAGAGGUGUCUAUCGUCUCCUAAUAAGGCUUACCGACGAAAAUGACAACCAUUCUGUCAUUGCCUCCAGAACUUCUCACUCGGAUUCUGGACUAUGUCUAUGACAGCGAAUUACCAAGCGUUUGUUUAUCGUGUAAAACACUGAGAGAUGUGGUUUAUAAUCACAGUAUAUGGCAGAAGAAAUGUAAACAAGAAUAUAACUUCAAAUCCAUUGAGGGUUGGAAUGUGAAUUACUGUAUUUUGUAUAACAAAGUUUUACGGCGGUACGGUGAAUUAGUGGGCUUCUGGAGGAGAGAUUCCCAAUAUUAUGGAGGUUUACUGCAAAUCAAGUUUGACAAAGGAUGCAUCAAAGGACUGGAAGUACUGCCUCCAGCUGGUUCAAGUGUAGAUAGACCACUACGGAUGACGGAGAUUUUUACUAUUUCAAUGACGUCAUCAGAAACUGUACAGAUUGUUUCUGUACAUAAUUUUCCAAAGGAGGAGGACGGGGAAGAAAAAGAUGUACAACGGCCAUGUUUACUUCAUGUGGAGGAAAACGAAAGGAAUAAAAGAAUUCUAGAAUAUAAAGUUACAGACAAAAAAUAUAUCCUUCAGAAAGAGGAUCUGAACAACCACCCAGUGUUAAAGAGAUGGCUUGACGAGGAUUUUCUCGAGAGAGGUGUGGACUAUUUGUCUUCAAGACAUGAAUAUCGGUGGUCUCCCCUGGAGCUAUCAAGUAACAGUGUAUCUAAUGUUCCUAUCCAACCAGGACUGUUCAAAGGUGCAUGCUGUCUUAGGGGUAUCGAGAUACUGAGUCUGUACUACACUGAGGAUUUGAGGAUGCUCAUGGUCACAAAUAUCACGGGUGUACAACAUACCCCUGCCAGGAAAUUUAUUAUACACGGUAUUCUGGGCCGCCCAAGGGUGUUGACAGUUGAGCAGCAGGAAAGUGAGGAUAUCCUGUCGGCGGCCCAUAGACAUAACGAGAACGAGCAUCCGGAUCGACCCGCGGCCCAACAACCCUUUCGGAUUCCGAAAGAUUGCUUCCACCAAGACAUUCCGGACAUUCCGAAAUUCUGUACUUUCAGAUGUACCGCAGUGGCAUGUUUUCCAAGUUUUGACAAGUUUACCAAUACUUUCGACUCGCAUGAAUGUGUCGCCCAUUUUGUUGUAUUUGAUGAGAGGAAAUUCGGAUUGUGUUUGAGAUCCUCGGAGUUGUUCAUUCUCUACAUCAGAGUGGACGACAAUGAAUUGAAAGACUAACCUUUUGAUUGACUGAAGUGAAUUUUCAAUUGAGAACUUUAUACAUUUGAGAUAUCUACAAAUAGUACCCAUAGAGUAUUCACUAUAACUCUGCAUUAUUUUUACAUACUUCAUCUUUAUUGAGGUCAGAGUAACCUGAUUUAUUUAUUGUAUGUGGCACGACUAACCUACCAGAUGCAAAAAAAAAAUGAAUGUCAUAUUCGGAAUAGAAAAAAAAUACGAAAAAGUUUACAUGUAUAUGUAGUAAUUUGGAUAAAUUAGUUUUUUUAUGUAAUUUAAACAAAAGUACUGUAAAAUAAAAAAUAAAAAAUC